Molecule: messenger RNA, 351 nt
Organism: Thermochaetoides thermophila DSM 1495
Lineage: Eukaryota; Fungi; Ascomycota; Sordariomycetes; Sordariales; Chaetomiaceae
Exons: 1
Coding region: 1-351 (116 amino acids)
Source: RefSeq, a predicted model, not a curated record
AUGCCCCGGCAUCGAUGGCUCCCGAGGAGUCUGCCGAGCCCGCAUAGGAUGAGCUCCAGAUCAGCUUCGAGUUCGAGGCUCCGAACACGGCGACUCGUCCAGCCGAAGCCCCAGCUGGCCAAGCUGGAAGCUCGGGAGUUGGCAGUUGAGGACUUUGCCUGUCCUUCGCCGCCUGAGCCCACAUCGGCAUCGUCAUUGUCCGCGCCGGUCCCCCGGAAGCAGGAGUGCAAGACUUCAACGGUCAAAGAUCCCUCGCCUGCCCCGGCUGGCACUUCUCGCCUAUCGACUGAGGAGAAGGGCAAGGGCCGCUCUCUGCCGCUAGCAGAGGAGCCGCCGUUGCCUGGAACCUGA